Tarenaya hassleriana is the source of this 1110-nucleotide messenger RNA. Its product is annotated as transcription factor TCP10-like. Gene Ontology annotation, molecular function: sequence-specific DNA binding; DNA-binding transcription factor activity. The transcript is spliced from 2 exons. Gene Ontology annotation, cellular component: nucleus. The annotation marks the transcript as partial. The record is from RefSeq and is a predicted model, not a curated record. NCBI's taxonomy places the organism in Eukaryota, Viridiplantae, Streptophyta, Magnoliopsida, Brassicales, Cleomaceae. Gene Ontology annotation, biological process: regulation of secondary shoot formation.
CUCUCUCUCUCUCUCUCUCUCUCUCUCUCUUCAUAAUUUCUUCUCUUCUUCUCCCUCGGUCUUUGAUAAUACCCCAAAACCAUAAAUACAUGUAGAGCAAAAGGAUUUGAUGGUGUUUAUGGGGUCGAUCGUGGAAUCUGGUCACUGGCAUGGCAGAUCUUUUGGGGAUCUGUAUCAUUAAGAGCUGCGAAUUUGUACCAGCUUUCAGGUAGGUUUGUCUAGUUGAAGAUGUCAAAGCACUAAAACACACAGACGAGAGAGCAAGAGGAUUCUUCACAAAGCAGAAAAACGGCAAGCACUUUGGAGAGAGGUCUGCAAUCAAAACGGCACACGUUUCUCAAGAAUCUGGAUCUACAAGGCCAUAAUAACAGCAAUAACAAGGGCUUCCACAGCAUCAACGAUGGCGUUUUGAGAGGCAAAAUGGGUUUGAAGAGUUCCGGUCCGGGAGGAGGGGAGAUUGUGCAGGUGCAAGGCGGUCACAUCGUACGUGCUACCGGACGAAAGGACCGUCACAGCAAGGUCUACACCGCCAAGGGGCCACGCGACCGGCGCGUCCGGCUCUCGGCUCAUACGGCCAUUCAGUUUUACGAUGUUCAAGACCGGUUAGGCUAUGACCGCCCUAGCAAAGCCGUGGAUUGGCUCAUCAAGAAAGCCAAAUCCGCCAUUGACAAGCUUAACGAGUCGCAAGACUUGCCCUCUGACCCUAAUUACCAAAUAGUUGAUGCUAAAGAUGACGACAAUCAGCAAACCGCUCAGUUCUCAUCUUCUUUGGUUGCUCCAAUGGCGAAUCUUGAUCCCGAGGACGCCAUGAAAACGGUCUUCCCCACGAGUAGGACCGACUCCAACAUCAAUUUCCACAGCUACCCUCAUGAUAUAAUCUCAAGAACCACGAACCUAAACCAAGAUUUAGGGUUAUCACUUCAUCCUAGCUUUCUUGGUAACUCAGACCAAGCCGGUUCAUCAGCAGCGGAUCAAGCCCUUUUCGCCACAUUCGAACCCAACAAUUUCCAACGGAUGUCUGGAUGGAACAGCGAAUCGACAUCCGACCAAAGGGGUUUCUUGGUGAAUCCGUCUCAUCACCAAGCCUCGGUUGCGACCAUGCUUAAUCCC